CAAGUAACUAAAUUACUAACCAAAUUACUAACUAACUUACAGAAUGAGACUUGCUUGAACCUUUCAUUCGGAUUCAUGGGUUACUUUGUAAAAUCCUUCGUCAUUACUCACUCACUUGUUCUUAUUUUGUCUUAUAUUCUGUCUCCCACAACAUCAUGCUUAGACCUCUUGCUUUCUUGGCCUUGUUAGUCGUUUUGGUCAUUUACUUGAAGCAACCCUCUUCAACUCGCCACCUUGACUCUCCUGCCGGCUAUGAAAAGUCCAAAGCUGUCUAUCUUAAAAACCAGCCUCAGAAAGCCUUUGUCCAGACAAAACGCACCGUCGCUGUCGGAGAUCUGCACAGCGAUCUACCUCAGACCCUAGCGGUUCUGAAGCUUGCUAAGGUCAUUGACGACAGUGGCGACUGGGUCGGCGGAACUGACACGCUCGUCCAAACUGGUGAUCUUGUCGAUCGUGGCCCAGAUACAAUUGCUGUUUACAAUCUCUUUGAUAAACUUCGCAAACAAGCUCAAGAAGCUGGAGGAAAGGUUGUCAAUGUCUAUGGAAACCAUGAAGUCAUGAACUUAGGUCAAGAUCUGCGUUAUGUAACAGAAGAAGACUUUGCUUCCUUCGGAGGACGCGUGAAACGUAAGGAAGCUUGGGAUGUUCGGACGGGCUGGUUAGGUAAAAUGAUCUAUCGAAACUUCAACAUCACCUACAUUCAUCAUGGACACACCGUUUUCAGCCAUGGCGAUAUGGAGCCUGAGUGGGCACGUCUCGGAAUCGACACCUUGAACCGCCUAGCAAGCGAAGCUAUCUGGAACUCUAAUUACCGGGCAUCUAUCUUUCAAAGCACAGGUCCUAUCUGGAGCAGGUCGCAUGCUUUAGAGGAAGGGGGUGAACAAGAGACAUGCAAGAGGAUCGAAGAAGUUAAAAAGACACUUGGGGUAAAUCGUCUCAUCUCAGGCCACACCCCACAAUAUGAAAAUGGUAAAAUCCUGUCGAUCUGCAACGGAAGCUAUAUGGUUAUUGAUACUGGCAUCAGUAGAUACUAUGGUGGACAUUUAGCUGCGCUUGAGAUCUUGGAAGAUGGUGAUGGCAAAGAAACUGUCUUCGCAUUAUAUCCAGGAGGAAAGCGACAGCUAUAGCAGUAACAACUAUUCUUAUUCUGCACAUAGCAUUGACAUAAAAGAAAGUAACAACAUAGGAGACUGGUACUUUUAUGUACAAAUUGAAAUAAAAAAAUACG
Messenger RNA from Lobosporangium transversale, 1228 nucleotides. RefSeq names its product Metallo-dependent phosphatase-like protein. The record is from RefSeq and is a predicted model, not a curated record. The coding region runs from base 156 to 1127 and encodes 323 amino acids. Gene Ontology annotation, molecular function: hydrolase activity. Lineage: Eukaryota; Fungi; Mortierellomycota; Mortierellomycetes; Mortierellales; Mortierellaceae. The transcript is spliced from 7 exons.